Molecule: messenger RNA, 3669 nt
Organism: Phycodurus eques (leafy seadragon)
Lineage: Eukaryota; Metazoa; Chordata; Actinopteri; Syngnathiformes; Syngnathidae
Gene: maza
Product: myc-associated zinc finger protein
Exons: 7
Coding region: 509-1921 (470 amino acids)
Cellular component (GO): nucleus
Source: RefSeq, a predicted model, not a curated record
AAAAAAAGAGAAAGAUGUUAUCCUGGCCAUUCAAACACCGAGGCGGAGCCAGGGACGGCGGCCGACCGGGAGCUUCCUAGUCUGGGGAGGAGCCCUACGCGAGGCCGAGGCUUGGAAUCCUUGCGAAGGCCUCCGGCGGAGCCGUCGCUGAUAAAUGUCUGCUGGCGAUCAUUAGCACGUUUACAUCAUACAUGAUCACAUCCAUCCUCCUCUCCAUUACUUUAUUGGUACUUUGCAUGCGGCAUUUUAUGACAGCAGACAUAAACAAAUGCCAGAAAAGGUACAAUUGGAACAGCCUGCGUUUUGGCGCAUCUAAAUUCAUCAUGUUUGCGGCAAAAUAGUCAAGAAGUGCGAUUUGGGCAAACCUCGUCCAGCGGUUACCGAAUAUUAUUACAAUUGAUCAUUUCUUGAGUCAUUUAGCUGCGACUGAGCGAGCUGUUUAUCGGUUCCUUUCCCGGCUGAGGAAGCCUCCGGGCGGCCUGCCGGCUGCUUGCUGGCCGCUUGCAGCAUGGACACUUCGUGGAGCAAUUUCCUCUUUCAGACGCCGGCGACUCCAGGCCAACAGGAGGCGCCUCUGCAGGCGGAGCUCCUGCCCGAUCUGAGCGGCUCGGCCGAAAGUCCCUUGGGCGAGCACCUGGUGACGCCGCCGUCCACCGUGGACACCGCCGCCCUCAGCGAGGAGCCGCUUCCUGUGAAAGCGUUGCCGCCCAAAGGGCCGCGCCCCGCCCACAUCUGCGCGACAUGCAACAAGGAGUUCAAGAAUAGCUACAACCUGCGGCGCCACCAGUCGGUGCACACGGGCAUCAAGAUGAAGGACCGUGCUGCCCGUGAGAAGGAGGAGGGUGGCGGCAAGGCACUCCCCAAACAGAGCAUCCCCCUCUCCCUCCUUCAGCUCGCCCUGCCGCCACAGCAGCAGCCGCCGGAGACCGCGUCCCCUGACGCCCUCGACGCCCUUCCCCAGCCUGGCCAGCAGGUGUCAGUGUCCAUCGCCCCGGUGACCAUCACCAUGGCGAUGCCGGCCACGCAGCCCGUCCAGUCGUCGACGAUGGUGGUGGUGAGCGCCGUGGAGCAGAAUCCCAGCCCUGCCGCUGCCGCCCCUCCCAACCCCGGCGGCGCCAACCAGCAGGUGCGCAAAAACCACGCGUGCGAGGCAUGCGGGAAGGCCUUCCGCGACGUCUACCAUCUGAACCGCCACCGGCUGUCGCACUCGGACGAGAAGCCCUACUCGUGUCCCGUCUGUCAGCAGCGCUUCAAGAGGAAAGACCGCAUGAGCUACCACGUGCGCUCGCACCAGGGUGGUGUCGAGAAGCCCUACGUGUGCCCGCAUUGCGCCAAGGCUUUCUCACGCCCGGACCACCUCAAUAGUCACGUGCGUCAGGUGCAUUCCACUGAGAGACCCUUCAAGUGCACGACGUGCACGUCAGCGUUCGCCACGCGGGACCGCCUGCGAGCGCACCUGAUCCGCCACGAGGAGAAGGUGCCAUGUCACAUCUGCGGGAAACUUCUCUCGGCGGCGUACAUCACGGACCACAUGCGGGUGCACAACCAAUCGCAGCACCACGCGUGCCACCUCUGCAACCGCAGCUUCACCACGCUGACAUACUUGCGGGUCCAUGCGCAAAAGCACCACGGCCAGGAGUGGAAGGAGAGCGGUGGCGCCCGUGGCGGCUUCGGUGGGGCGGGGCCUGGCGGGGUGCUCCUGUGCCAGCUGUGCGGUGUGCAGUGCAAGACCACCACCCAGCUGCAGGGCCACAUGGGUACGCACGCCAACCAGGCGGAGCCCGACCCUGGAGGCGUCGGCCCCGUGGGCGAAGCCCCGCCCGGCGUGGCCGUCGCCGUGUCCGGGGGAGGGGGUGGCAGCAGCACGGUGGGGCUGCUGGUGACUGACUGCUCCAGCAUCACCGCGCAGGCGCACAGCUAGCACGAGCAGGGCGGCAGGGGGGAGGCGGGGUCAGCGUGUGGGGAACUCUUGAUGACAUCAUGAUGACACCAUGAUACUGACAUCAUUAGAAACUGUUCGCUAUUUGGGGUCCAAGUGGGAUGAGGCUGAGACCACUGUGGCUACGUACAGUGGGUACGGAAAGUUUUCAGACCCCCUUAAAUCUUUCACUCUUUGUUAUAUUGCAGCCAUUUGUUAAAAUCAUUUGUUCAUUUUUUUCAUCAUGAAUGUACACAUAGCACCCCAUAUUGACAGAAAAAAACGGAAUUGUUGAAACUUUUGCCUGAAUUUAUUAAAAAAGACAAACUGAAAUAUCACACAGCCAGAAGUAUUCAGACCCUUUGCUGUGACACUCGUAUAUUGAACUCGGUUGCUGUCCAUUUCUUCUGAUCAUCCUAGAGAUGGUUCGACACCUUCAUUGGAGUCCAGCUGUGUUUGAUUAUGCUGAUUGGACUUCAUUAGGAAAGCCACACCCCUGUCUAUAUGAGACCUUACACCUCACAGUGCAUGUCAGAGCAAAUGAGAAUCAUGAGGUCAAAGGAACUGCCUGAAGAGCUCAGAGACAGAAUUGUGGCAAGGCACAGAUCUGGCCAAGGUUACAAAAAAAACAAAACGUUCUGCUGCACUUAAGGUUCCUAAGAGCACAGUGGCCUCCAUAAUCCCUAAAUGGAAGACGUUUGGGAUGACCAGAACUCUUCCAAGAGCUGGCCGUCCGGCCAAUCAGAACCAUCGGGGGAGAAGAGCCUUGGUGAGAAAGGUAAAGAAGAACCCAAAGAUCACUGUGGCUGAGAUACAGAGUUACAGUCGGGAGGUGGGAGAAAGUUCUCGAAAGGUCAACCAUCACUGCAGCCCUCCACCAGUCGGGGCUUUAUGGCACAGUGGCCCGACGGAAGCCUCUCCUCAGUGCAAGACUCAUGAAAGGCCGCAUGCAGUUUGCUAAGAAACACCUGAAGGACUCCAAGAUGGUGAGAAAUAAGAUUCUCUGGUCUGAUGGGACCAAGAUAGAAAUUGUUGGCCUUAAUUCUAAGUGGUAUGUGUGGAGAAAACCAGGCACUGCUCAUCACCUGUCCACUACAGUCCCAACAGUGAAGCGUGGUGGUGGCAGCAUCAUGCUGUGGGGGUGGUUUUCAGCUGCAGGGACAGGACGACCGGUUGCAAUCGAAGGAAAGAUGACUGCGGCCAAGUACGGGGAUAUCCUGGACUAAAACCUUCUCCAGAGUGCUCAGGACCUCAGACUGGGCCGAAGGUUCACCUUCAAAAAAGACAAUGACCCUAAGCACACAGCUAAAAUACCGAAGGAGUGGCUUCAGAAGAACUCCGUGUUUUUGAAUGGCCCAGCCAGAGCGCUGACUUAAACCCAAUUGAGCAUCUCUGAAAAGACCUGAAAAUGGUUGCCCACCAAUGUUCACCAUCACACCUGACAGAACUGGAGAGGAUGUGCAAGGAGGAAUGGGAGAUGAUCCCCAAAUCCAGGUGUGAAAAACUUGUUGCAGCAUUCCCAAAAAGACUCGUGGCUGUAUUAGCUCAAAAGGGUGCUUUGACUAAAUACUGAGCAAAGGGUCUGAAUACUUUUGGCUGUGUGAUAUUUCAGUUUUUCUUUUUGGAUAAAUCUGCAAAAAUUUCCACAAUUCCCUUUUUUUUUUCCCCCAUCAGUAUGGGGUGCUGUGUGUACAAUAAUGAGGGAAAAAGGAACUUCAAUGAUUUUAGCACAUGGCUGCAAUAUAACAAAG